CCAACCGAAGCAAAAGAAGUAUGUCGUACUGCCGCUUCUCACGACAGAUGAUCGACGCCGAGGGAAAGAAAUCUUGAUGGUAUUCAUCGAAAUGGUAAUCCAACAGUAAGAGCAAUAGAAGCCAAAAAAUAGGAAAAGAAUGUUCCGAUGCCGUCGUUUCGGAUUAUACGUGCUGCCGGUCGUCGGCGUCGACGUUCGAACCAAGAACAUACCCGAUAAAGAUCAGAAUGAUGAUUACCUGCUUGUUCGGUGGAGUGUCUCCUUGGAAUCUCAUGCAGCAAUAAAUUGUUGUAAAACAAUACAAGUUCCUAGCGUUAUUCUGCUUUUUCUGUUAACUGCAGGCAUUGGUGAUGCCAAUCAUGUACAUGCAGGUUGUAGAAGAAACUUGCUACAAACGGGUGUCGUUCUGAAAGAUUUUACCGUAUUUUCGAUGGCUACGGUACAGUAAGAAAACCGAAAACCCCCGAUAAGUCGAGAAUGCAAUGGAAAAAUCAGGUGUCAAAAAUCAAAAAUCACCAGAGUUUCUUCUCUUCGACAGAAAGAUCCAUGGUUAGUCGAAUGAGUCAAUCGGGCAUUCAAACUGAUGGUGCUUUCGAUUUUUGAUGGUCACCUUAUUUUUUACUAGUACCGGUACUUUAGUCGUGAGUUUUUUGACGGAGUGGAAAAAAAAUUUAAAAUUGGAUUCAUUACUGUAGUUGGAUUCAUUAGCGUUCUUGCAAGUAGAAACUCGACAAAAUCUUUUCGUUUUGAUUGUUCAGUGCGUUCAGUAAAAAUUUGAAGCCUGCGUAAGCUUCUGUUGGUGACCAGGACACGACGCUUUUUUGAAUGUUUCGUGUCAACCGGGGAGUGUCGUGGUCGGUCGCAUCCGUGCUUGGGCAGUGGACAAAGGAUCUCAACCAUUGUUUCGAACAAGAACACGAUUCGAAGAAUCCUGACGGUGCUUCAGACCUCUGGACUGGCAUGCGAUAACACGACGGCUUCUUCGAAGGACUGUCAUCGAUGAUCAGGUGUGCGGCAUGAUGGCCCAGGGAUUCCAUCAUUGGCAUUGGUUGAGGAACGGGUGCCGAUAUCUUGACGAGAGCAGAACUACCGAGCAACUAAAGGGGCACCAAAGCGAUCGGUGAACUAUGGGAGGGUUGCGUGCCUGGACUCAUUUGCUAUCAUGGUGAGAGAAACACAGUAAUGAUCCUCGGCACGAACGCAAGACAUCAUAAGUGCCAAUAAUAUCUCCGAGAGUGUGGUGAUUGGCGGUCACGGGGACAAUGAACAGGACCACGACGAUGCAACUCCGUCGAAUUCCUACGAAACUUAUCGCUACGAAUAAUCCUGGGGCACUUAUCAAAUCCGAACGAACCCUUUGAGGAAAUGGCAAGAGAAUUCCAAGCCUGGUGUUGGAAGGAUUGUCAUCAGUGAUUCAGAUUGGGAGACACUGGUAAUCGAUAGUCCAUCUUACGGCAGAGUGACCUGAAGAUAAUCAGUCAUUUUUCUGAGAGGUGUGUCAGUGGAUGGACUGGACGACAACUGUUUUGAAAACGGAAAAAGUGGGCCUUGUGGAUGUUGCGUUGGUAAAAAGUCGAAUUUCGUUCAUGCGGCAUACCCCGAAAAGGCUCAUUCGACCGUGGUCGAGGCAUCCAUUGUGACGCAGGAAGAAGUAUGUGAUCGGAUGGCCGAAUUCAUCGAGAUGAAUGCUACCGACCAACUUUUUAGCAUGCGAACUAUCUGCUGCGCAUGAUGUAAUCCAUGCUGGCUACUGUUCGUUUGUUCGAUGCGUCAGUCGGCAUUGGAUUAUCGAGUAAAGUGUUGAUGCCCAAGGAGCACAAAAUAAAUGAUGAAUUCAAUCCAUGGUGACGGAAACUAGGAAAGACGACAUUUAGUAAAGAGUUGACCUUCCAAACUUCAUUCUUCGCUGGAGGUACGGAAAUAUGUUUGAGAUGUCCUAGACCAAGGUCACAGCUAAAUUGAAAAACAUGGAUCGAAAGAAUUGGUCGAAGCACUUGUUACUAGCAUUAUUUUACAGUGUGCUCUCUAGUACGCAAAUGUAUUAUCAGCGAUAUCUCAAAUUAUUAUUUUGUCACCACCGAAAUAGUCCUUGAUCACCAUUGAUAACGGACCCAUCGCUUCUAGGGAACUCAUCGUGAAGUCCCAUAUCCCAGAGUUUACGAGUCACUCCAUCCGGACAGUAUACGACAGAAACCCCCAUAGAAGCGAUUUGGUCACAAUUUCCAAACUCAUUGUCGAAAAAUAGCAUAUCUUCAUAAUUGAUACCUGUCUUGGCAUGAAUUCUUCGAAAAUGAGCCUUCUUUGAAUCCUUUGCAAUUUCCACAGGCCCAUUGAAUAUGUUGAUAAGGUGUAUAGGCUGACUUUUUUCAUUCACGGUAACUUCGAACUUCGACAACAAUUCCCUCGCCCAAUCUGGUUCAUCCGUUCUACUGCUGAUGCCAAUUUUUACACCAUCGAAACACUCUUGCGUAUAAAGUUCCUCAAAAAUGUUCCGAAUAUCGCCCAAAAGCCUCACGGGUUGGUUGUUACAUGUCAGCAUAUCUGGAAUGUUUUCCGGGUCCUUUUUGAACGGAGACCCGUACAUCAAUUGGUACAUUUCCGGUGCCCACACGCAGCCGUCGAGGUCAAAAAUGAUUGCUUUCGGCAGCAUCUUUGCGAAGUUCUUGUGUCGAUCGCUUGCAUACAGUGUGUGUAGAUUAAGGCAUCCGUUCUUUGUGGUAGCGAGGAAAGUGCGAUGCUUGUCAAUCGUUGUCGACAGAGUAGUUUUCGGUGCGAGGAACGCGAUGGUUUCGAGAGCGGAGAAGACGAAUAGCAAAGAUGUCAGUCUAGCAAUCAUGCUUAACACCGUGCUUCUAUUAAUUGUACCUUCUUGGAACUUUCAAGUUGGUGAUUUGUUUUUCAGCCGAAGAUAUGUCCUCUAGUAUAUUCUUUCCCAUACUCAGUGGAAGAGUCCACCACCACUGCCUUCGAUGCUUUACUUUGUCGACCGGUCAUGCGAUCCAUAUUUUUUUCAGAUUUGUUCAGAUUCUUUUCAAUUUGUAAAGUUCGACUCACUUGAACAAAAAAAUGAAGGAACUCUUUGAAUUCAUAGUUGCCUUUUCAUAUUCAUAGUAGUAGUUUCCUUCAGUACCUUUUUCCAAUUGCAAUUUAAUCCUUUGGGCCCUUUGUUAAUGGGUCAUUCCCAAUAACAUAUCAUGUGCACCAGCUCAUGAGACUGAAAAUGUUCACUCAAGAAUUCCAAUAAAUAUUUAUGUCAGAU
Molecule: messenger RNA, 3259 nt
Organism: Pseudo-nitzschia multistriata
Lineage: Eukaryota; Bacillariophyta; Bacillariophyceae; Bacillariales; Bacillariaceae
Source: the annotation of a GenBank genome assembly